GUCAUGUACGAUUGUUGGGCAUCCAAAUACACGACGGCAAAUGACCAGCCCCAAUUCCAGAGCACGUGAUGAGCAAAAUCAUUGUUAAUUGGUUAUCUAAUUAAAAAAUAGGGGACCUUCAAAUCAACAAGUUGCAACUUGCAAUUACGGUUGGCACGUCGUGAGUUGAUUAAAAGGACGUCUGUGGCCGGCUUUACGUAUUUUUGACGUGUUGAUACUGACAGUUAAGUUCAGUGUAUAUUUUGUGGUUAAGUUUGUAUGGUUAGGGUAGUUUUACUUCUUGCCAUUUUGAACAGGUUUUGCCUGUUUUCAGAUAAUAUUUGCUUUUCAGCAGCCCAUUUUGGAUGCUGAAGCAAAAGAAAACAAGAAAUAACGCAUCUCACAAGACCGGAUACAAAGACAAAGUUCCACAAGUAUUUAGAACAACCAUGGCAUUAAUCGGAUCUCUACUUGCAAUUCCUCAAAUUAGGAUAAUAAAACCUUCAUGGAUAAGACAACCCUCUGCUAUGACGAUGUUCUCCCUUGUGCUAAUAUCAUACUUUUUGGUCACUGGAGGUAUAAUCUAUGAUGUAAUAGUUGAGCCACCAAGUGUAGGAUCUACUACAGAUGAACGAGGGCAUUCUAGACCAGUUGCAUUCAUGCCUUAUAGAGUGAAUGGCCAAUACAUAAUGGAGGGCCUAGCAUCCAGUUUCUUAUUUUCAAUGGGAAGUUUGGGCUUCAUAAUUUUGGACAAUAUUCACUCCAGCUCCACACCAAAGCUCAACAGACUGUUAAUCACAAUAGUAGGAUUCAUAUUUAUUUUAGUUUCAUUUUGUACCACUUGGAUAUUUAUGAGAAUGAAACUACCUGGGUAUUUACAGUCAUAAAUGUUUAUUAACUAUUCCUUUUAUAAAUAAAUAAAAAUAAAUAAGAGUAAGAC
This is a messenger RNA of Acanthoscelides obtectus, 919 nucleotides long. NCBI's taxonomy places the organism in Eukaryota, Metazoa, Arthropoda, Insecta, Coleoptera, Chrysomelidae. The record is from the annotation of a GenBank genome assembly.